Glarea lozoyensis ATCC 20868 is the source of this 1047-nucleotide messenger RNA. RefSeq lists its product as uncharacterized. The record is from RefSeq and is a predicted model, not a curated record. Bases 1 to 1047 code for a protein of 348 amino acids. Gene Ontology annotation, molecular function: fatty acid elongase activity. Gene Ontology annotation, biological process: very long-chain fatty acid biosynthetic process; fatty acid elongation, saturated fatty acid; fatty acid elongation, polyunsaturated fatty acid. Gene Ontology annotation, cellular component: endoplasmic reticulum membrane. Lineage: Eukaryota; Fungi; Ascomycota; Leotiomycetes; Helotiales; Helotiaceae. The transcript has 4 exons.
AUGUCGAGUUCGGAUAUCCUCAAAACCAUUCCUCUUCCAAGCAUUGAGCGGCCUUUUGGCGUGCAUCUAUGGCCUCUUUUCGACAAGGCUUUCACAUCCGUGAAGGGAUAUCAUCCCCAGGACUUUGAUUUCCAGCCACGGGAGACACCAAUGUCAACUUUGAAGGAGACUGGCAUUACGAUUCUUGCAUACUAUGUUAUAAUAUUGGGCGGGAGGGAAUUGAUGCGGAACAGACCCGCAUUCAAGUUGAAGAUUCCCUUCAUCAUUCACAACUUCUACCUUACAGCAAUCAGCGCUACUCUGCUGGCUCUGUUUGUUGAGCAAUUGGUGCCAACUUUGGCUCACCAUGGUCUCUUUUAUACCAUCUGCGAUGUUAAGGGAGGAUGGACACCACCUUUGGUUAUUCUGUACUAUCUCAACUACCUCACCAAGUACCUCGAAUUGAUUGAUACCGUGUUCCUCGUUUUGAAGAAGAAGCCAUUGACUUUCCUACACUGCUAUCACCACGGCGCCACUGCUCUUCUCUGCUACACUCAAUUGAUUGGUUUGACCUCAGUCUCAUGGGUUCCAAUCACAUUGAACUUGGGCGUUCACGUCGUUAUGUACUGGUACUACUUCCAAAGUGCACGAGGUAUCCGCAUCUGGUGGAAGCAAUGGAUCACCACCUUCCAAAUCGUCCAGUUUGUUAUUGAUCUGGUCUUCGUCUACUUCGCAUCCUACACCUACUUCACCUCUACCUACUUCCCAUGGAUGCCAAACGCUGGUAACUGCGCUGGUGAAGAGUUCGCUGCUUUUGCUGGUAUGGGAAUUAUCAGCUCUUACUUGGUUCUCUUCAUCUCGUUCUACUUUGCGACAUACAAGAAGGAUGGAAAACGCCCAACUGGUCGCAAAGCUGCUCGUUCAUUGAAGGAUGCUCAACUUCCAGAUGUUCACUCUCUCAUGAACCACGGCAAAGCUUCUCCAGCAAUCACAAACGGAGCUGCCACCAAUGGAUUCGCUUCCAGCACCGCAACUCCAAGCCGAGUCACUCGAUCCCGAAAGGCUUAA